CGGAACAAUGACAUUCGGUGGUGCAUCAAAGGCAUGCUAAAUUAUUGUAAUGAAUGCGCAGGAAGAGUUUAAAAAGCCAAGGCUGCGCGACUCGAGCAUUAGUUGGCUGCGUCCGCUCUCUUGGUCAUCAUCUUCGGAGUUCGAGUCGAACCGCGUUCCCGAGCCCUUUUUUACCUUUACUGUCACCGACAAAGCAGCGGAAGAAGUCACGAUGACUACCGUCACCAGCCCGUCUGUCUUCAGCAUCGAGAGCCUGCUGGCCCGCCGGCCGACCCCGCAGCACAUCCCGGCCUACUACCGGGUCCCCAUGCCCUGUCACCCCACCGCCGUCUAUCCCGCUAUGGUCGCACAGGAGUACCCGACAGGCUACCCCGCCACUCCCUGCAUGGCCUCGGCCUACGUACCCGGACUGCCCCUCCCUGCCUACGCGGCACCAGCCUGGACCACCUCCCCGGUGCAGAUGGCGAUCGGCCAGGCGACCCACCCCGCCAUGUUCGGGCGGCAGGGCCGCAGGAAGCGGCGCCACCGCACCAUCUUCACCGAGGAGCAGCUCGAGCUCCUUGAGAAGACGUUCGAGAAGACGCACUACCCUGACGUACUGCUGCGCGAGGAGCUCGCCAUGAAGGUGGAGCUGAAGGAGGAGAGAGUUGAGGUAUGGUUCAAGAACCGCCGUGCCAAGUGGCGCAAGCAGCAGCGGGAAGUCACCGAGCGCACGACCAAGGCCGCCGACGACGCCUGCGACUCCGACAUCGACGUCACGAGCCUUGACGACGAGGAUGACGUCCGUAGCGUCUCGUCUGACGACGGGAAGGCCGUCUCUCCCGGCGGUUGCGUCACCACGCCAAGCCAGCACCUGUACACCCCGGCUGCAGUGAGGCCAGACAGUUCCACUUCUCCCUGCAACACUCUCUGUGACAGAGAGGCUGCGUCGACGCCUAGCGACGGACAGUAAAACUACAGUAAAACUGCGAGUGGAAGUUUGUAAAUAGACAAGAUAUAAUAAAGUGUACAGAUCUUCUUUUUUAUAUAUGAUUAUUAUUUAUUUUGUCACCGCGCUGUAGAAAUAUAUGCGGAAGAUUAUUGAGAAGUAUUGAAGACAGGAACAGUACUGGUAGUUUCUGAAACCACGAUGUACGCACCACCUCCGUAGUGACAUGACGUUAGGGUGAUCUGUGGAUUUAAUGUUACACAUCUGAAAGGUGUGCCUUGUAGUGUUGAUGUAUCGUCUGAACUCAAUAAAACUGCCCAGUUGUAAA
This is a messenger RNA of Branchiostoma floridae (Florida lancelet), 1256 nucleotides long. Its product is annotated as homeobox protein goosecoid-2-like. The coding region runs from base 50 to 952 and encodes 300 amino acids. Lineage: Eukaryota; Metazoa; Chordata; Leptocardii; Amphioxiformes; Branchiostomatidae. The transcript is spliced from 3 exons. Gene Ontology annotation, biological process: regulation of transcription by RNA polymerase II. The record is from RefSeq and is a predicted model, not a curated record. Gene Ontology annotation, molecular function: RNA polymerase II transcription regulatory region sequence-specific DNA binding; DNA-binding transcription factor activity, RNA polymerase II-specific.